UAUAAACGACAAUGGCGCCCCUGCGACAGAAGCGAAAGCCUUCCGGUAUGUUCCAAUCAGAAAAAGAUGGACGCCCAAGAAAUUCAGUAGAAAAUCGCAGAAUGAAGUCCAAUGAUACGCCGAAUCCCCCUCUUGAUGACGAAAAAGAAAACGCAAAGCAUAACAACAAUCAGAGACAAAGUCAGUCAUGGGCUCACGCGGUCCCCUUUUGUCUCUUGCCGCCUAUCCUGGGACUGGGCUUGACUUUGGCGGCCCCAGAAGCGCCAGCCUCAGCGUUGUUGUCGUCUUCCUGUUUGAGUUGGACGGUACUUUGGCGACGGCGUUUAUUGCUGAUGUUUGGACUUGUCGUGGCGCUGGUGCCCGCAGAUCCAUUGGGCCCCUGCUGCAUCAGGCCCAUGGGUCCUGCCAGAUGAGCUUGGGCUGGACUAGCGUGAGCAGAGCCAGCAAGGUGAGGCGACCCAGCUGCCCCGGGCAGGCCAAGAUGAGCCAUCGAUGGAGAAGCAAACUGGGACGGACCGUUCAUGGUAGAGGGUCUCGGGUUUGGGGCUUGUUGGAGCGCGGGACUCAUGCCAGGCGGGAAAGAAAGACCCGCGUUCUGGCUCUGAAAGUUGUUGACCAGAUUGCGCAGCGCCUCUGGGGGGGACAUAUGCGGGUUCUGUUGCGAAUACUGGAACAGAACUUGCAUCUGCGACAUGGUUUCGGCCACCUCCAAAAAGCUCAUUACGGCCGUGGGUACGCCGUUAUUAGUAACCAUAGAUUCGGGUACAACGACAGCGGGCUGUUGCUUCUGCUGAGCCCGCUUGUUCAUAUUCUUCGAAACCUUCGGACUUUGCUUCUGGUCGACUUCUGCGGGCUGCAGUUGGCUCCGAGGGAUAUACUCAUUGUGACUAUUGAUGACAAGGUCGAGCAUCUCAAUCUUAUUGUUCGCAUCAAACUGAGCCCGGAGAGUGCCGUGCGUGAAAAGCUGCCAGAACGUUAGUCGAAUCACAGGAAUGUCAAGCAAUUCACACGAACCUGGCAGUCAUUGGCGAACCAGUAGAUGAAUGACGUCUUGAGACUUUCCACCAUAUGACCCCCGUUGGGCAGGUCUUUUUCUCGAGCGCCUUCCACAAGCAUCUGGAUAUGUUUGAUUCCACUGUUGAACUGGGUCCAAUAGUACCGCGC
Molecule: messenger RNA, 1164 nt
Organism: Paecilomyces variotii
Lineage: Eukaryota; Fungi; Ascomycota; Eurotiomycetes; Eurotiales; Thermoascaceae
Exons: 1
Coding region: 188-979 (263 amino acids)
Source: RefSeq, a predicted model, not a curated record